UUUGGGGAAAACUCAAAACUACUUUACAAAUGAUUAGUAUUAGUUUAUAUUUGUUGAAUAGAACAUAUCCUAUAUUUGGUUUAUUAUUGACUAGUCAAAUCACUUGUGUGAUGGCUACUGUAUUGAGUAUUUAUUCAGCAUGGCGUUAUGUGAUGACUAUGCCAUCCAGUUAGUUGAAAAUUGUGUGUCAUGGGAAACUGUGUUGUUGUGGGUCGUUCAACUCAAGAAACAGAUGGCCAACAUACAACACGUGGUAUAGUUGGUGGAUGGUUCAAAGGCAAGUCUAAAAAGGGUAGUACUGGCUCUACUUGGAACGGAAUUGUACAACUUCCCAAACCUUGGAAAGCAGAACCUCCCUUUGGACCAUUGACAGAAACGGAGUUGAAAAGAAUGAGAGAAGAAUUUUGGGAUACUAGAACAGAAGGUCGCCAAGAAAUGUGGCAAGCUUUAAAAGCUGCAGCAGAAACAACUGAAGAUACCUUGCGAAACGAAAUUGUAAAGGCAGCUGGUUUGACACCUGCAAACAGAGAAGCAACUUUAGAGUCGUGCUACGAUGAAUUGGGUAAUUACUAUGAAGUACCCGUAUAUUGUUUGAGAGAUCCCGACAACUUGGUUCGGUUGGAGGAGGAAGAUAAUAGUGAAAAGACUUCUCACGAAAGGGGGAAAAACGAGCGACUCUAACCUAAAAUACUUUACACAAGUGUGUGCACUUGAACUGCUUUAUUGUUAUUUCAAAUGGCUGAUAAACUCUUUCCAUUUUAUGGGAACCUUGCAGUUGAAGU
Messenger RNA from Galdieria sulphuraria, 782 nucleotides. RefSeq names its product F6I1.3 protein. The coding region runs from base 190 to 681 and encodes 163 amino acids. The transcript is spliced from 2 exons. The record is from RefSeq and is a predicted model, not a curated record. NCBI's taxonomy places the organism in Eukaryota, Rhodophyta, Bangiophyceae, Galdieriales, Galdieriaceae.